This is a messenger RNA of Podarcis lilfordi (Lilford's wall lizard), 3044 nucleotides long. The record is from the annotation of a GenBank genome assembly. Lineage: Eukaryota; Metazoa; Chordata; Lepidosauria; Squamata; Lacertidae.
CAGGAUCCCGGGAUCGUUUUAGCAACACCAUAGCUGUGUGGUUAAAAAAAUAAGCAGGGAGUGCCCACUUUUAUUUUUCUCCCUUUCAUUCAAUUCCAGAAGUCUCUCAAGAAGCCAAAAUUACCAUGCUACCGUUGAAAAAAAUGUCUGCCCUGAUCAGUCGUGGUUGGUGCACAUAUUUGCAGCCCUUACCGUCUAACACAGGGAAUAUUCAUAAGUUUGAUUCUCCACUGGCUGGGCCUAUGCAGAUCCAUUGGCUCUUGCUGGUCUGGAAAGCUCUACCUUAGAACAUUGGGUCAUGAUAUUGAAGUGGUGUGUUUAACACUUAAUGUUUUAUUAUGUUUUUGUAUAAGUUGGAAACUGCCCAGAGUGGCAGUAAUAAUAAUAAUAAUAAUAAUAAUAAUAAUAAUAAUAAUAAUAAUGGAAUAGGACAUUCCUAUUUGCAUGGGAGAAAUGUUGGAGGGUAUGGGACAGGCGUAGGAGAUAGCUAGUGCUCAGAAGGUGCAGGAACAACUUCAGCUGGAAUCCAAAGGAAUAGGCACAUUUGCAUAUUUAUAAAAAGUGGAACAUGGAAGACAACCAUAUGAGAAAUCUUAGUCACGUCCCUUAAGAGGAGCAGGGCUUGUGGCUGCUGGUUUUCUCAGGGCCCAGGGGUGCCACAUCGCGAGGUUCAUUGUGACAUCUCCCUCUGCUGGCUCACUGGUUGCCAGAGCUCUAGAAGGCCUGGGGAUCUCCUAUGCUUGGAUCAUUUCAUGCUUGCGAGAGAAGCAGGAAGACAUUCAAGUAGGAUUUCUUUCAGCAUAUCGGAUCCUCUUAAUUGAGGGUCUGCGUUGCACACAGGCCAUAGGUGCACCCCUCCUUCCUUGGGAGGGGUGGGGGAGGAGCUGAGCCACGAUCCCACGUGGGGGUCCCACGAUCACACCAUGGCCUGCUGGCCAAUCGGGAGUGGUGGUGUGAUCGAGGGGGGCCUUUAAAAGGCAGCUGUGCGGCAUUGGGGGGGGGGGGUUACCUGGGUUUGCGCCACCAAACACCCGCCCUCAAUUUAGGUGUGUGCUUUGGCCUUGCUCUGGACUUUGGUUGGUCGCCUGUUUUGGAACAGGGGCCGGGUAGGAAUAUUUCCAUUUGGCAAAUUGGCACUGGCCUCUUGGUUUUGGCCUACCUCUUAGCAAUCGUCACAACUUUGUAAGGUUUGGCGGUUAGGCAUUGGCUUAUGGUGAAUGGGGGAGGUGAGGUGCGGCCAUCACCUGCCCCUCCAGGUACAAGGGUAUUCCAGUAAAGGAAUCCGCGGGUCCAGAUCUCGUCCAAAGUCUGCUUGGGAGGCUAGGGCCAUGCCAGGACCCAACGGGAACCCCGGGGUGAGUUUCAGUUGGUCACCAUUGAUGGAGCUCCCUCUGUUGGUGGUUUACCCUUCCAGACUUCCUGCAAGGCGGGCAGGAGUCAGAUAUACCAGUAGUUAUUCCCAAUGUAACAACUUAAACCCUAAAAAAAGCUCAACAACUUCAGUUGGCCCUUUGGUCGGCACGCACGGCCGCCCUUCACUUCAUCAAAUCUGGACCUCUUUGAACACCACUGGCCUAAGCCAAUACCACUCACAUUGCUGUAAUCAAUAAAGUUGUGGCCUAAAUUUUGCCCAUUAAUCUUUAAACUAAAAUUCUGUCUCAAUGGGUUCUUAUUAUUCUUGGGGGGGGGUGCCGGGGCCUUGAUGUGCAACUGAAUUGUGUGGUGAUAGUGAGCUUAGAGGCAUGAAUGCAAAAACCAGUUUAGAGACGUAGAUCAGGAGAGUACUAACUGUGAACCCCAUUUCUCACAUUUUUCUCUUUCCUUUUUAGGCUUUCCAGACUGAGACAAGCUCUUUUAAGGAUGGCGAGAAAAAACAAAGUUUGCCCUGUCCCAGAAUCCCCCCCCCUCGCCCACCGCUGGCCCUCUGCCUCCCCCUGCAGACCCCUGUUUGAAAAGACUACAAAGGAAAAGCCUUUUAGCAUAGAUGUCGAUUCCAGUCCCUAAGGUUUCUUAGGAAAGGUCUCUGUCUGAGGCCUAUUUUGAGGUUUAGAUAAUCAUAUCCCAUGUGGCUCUUGGUUUCCCUGUAGGCUCCACGUACUUCCUCGCCUCCACAGGCGAAAGAGAAAGAAAUUCAACCUGAAGGUAAUGUCUAUUUCUAUGUAUGUGUUCAGAAAGUCUCUCUCUCUGUGUGUGUAAGAAAGCCUCUCUAACUGCCAGCCUUCUUUUCCUUUCAGAAGAGCUCAUCAUCAAAGAUAUUGAAGAUCUGGAGGAAGAGGAGUAAGAGACUGUGCGGCAUUGGAGCAGCUUUAUCAAUCGUUAACAGUUCUUGGCUGUUGUCAAGUUUUGCUUUUGUGUCUUUCCUUGAAGGUGAAAGCUUGCGGAGAUGAUGCGGUAGCUCAGCGUUGUCUUGCUACGCUCUCAGCAUGCGCCGCCCCAGGCCAAGGCAGUUUGCUGGGCCCAGCAGCGGAAGCAGCACGUGCCAGGUAUUGGGGGAAAGGCUGUGCAUUUAACCAAAGGGUGGUUCAGAGCCUCUCUUUAAGGCUCUGCACUAACUCCCUGCUCUGGCAGCGCAUAAGGAAUGUGUGUGACUAGAGAGAUGUUUUGGAUAGUGGAAAGGCCCAGAUUUUAAAAGCUGUGGACCUCACUAUGGGAAGUCAGCCUCUCAGGCUGAUUUCCUUCACUGAGGGGCAAAGGGGCAGGGAUUAUGAAGCUAAAUCGUCACUCUGAGUUCUUUGCAGGAAAACCGGGAGAAAAAGAUAACAAUUUUUAAAAUAAAACCCAAAUAAAUAUCUAAGGGAGGAGGGAAGCCAGAAGCAGCCACAACACAUAUUUUGCUCCUUUAUAUUCUCAGAUGGGGCGCUGCUGAGACUGCUGCCUGAGCCAGAGGUGUGCUUAGUUUGUACUAGAAAUUGGCUUUUAGUAGUGUAGCUCCAGCCCUCUGGAAUCCAUUCCCAGCUGGAAUUAGACAGGUGCCCAGCAUCAUAAUGUUUAGGUGUCUUUUUGAAGAUGUUUUAUUUAGGAAAACUCUCCCUAAUGUGUGACCC